This is a messenger RNA of Euleptes europaea (tarantolino), 3769 nucleotides long. RefSeq names its product EH domain binding protein 1 (gene EHBP1). The record is from RefSeq and is a predicted model, not a curated record. Gene Ontology annotation, molecular function: protein binding. The transcript is spliced from 24 exons. NCBI's taxonomy places the organism in Eukaryota, Metazoa, Chordata, Lepidosauria, Squamata, Sphaerodactylidae. Bases 4 to 3735 code for a protein of 1243 amino acids.
GGCAUGGCUUCCGUGUGGAAGAGGCUCCAGCGCGUGGGGAAACACGCCUCCAAGUUCCAGUUUGUGGCCUCUUACCAGGAACUGAUGGUCGAGUGCACCAAGAAAUGGCAGCCAGAUAAAUUGGUGGUGGUAUGGACGAGAAGAAGUAGAAGGAAAUCUUCUAAGGCUCACAGCUGGCAGCCAGGAAUAAAAAAUCCAUACCGUGGGGUGGUGGUGUGGCCUGUUCCUGAAAACAUUGAAAUCACUGUGACGCUUUUUAAGGAUCCCCACGCUGAGGAAUUUGAGGACAAAGAAUGGACGUUUGUCAUAGAAAAUGAAUCUCCUUCUGGACGCCGGAAAGCUCUUGCCACCAGCAAUAUUAACAUGAAGCAAUACGCAAGCCCCAUGCCGACGCAGACUGACGUCAAGUUAAAAUUCAAGCCUUUGUCUAAGAAAGUCGUGUCUGCCACCUUGCAGUUCUCUUUAUCAUGCAUUUUCCUGAGGGAAGGAAAAGCAACGGACGAAGACAUGCAAAGCCUGGCUAGUCUGAUGAGCAUGAAGCAAGCAGACAUUGGCAAUUUAGAUGACUUUGAGGAAGAUAAUGAAGAUGAUGAAGAAAAUAGAGUCAACCAGGAGGAAAAGGCAGCAAAAAUCACAGAAAUUGUAAACCAGUUGAAUGCUCUGAGCAGCUUAGACGAAGAGCAAGAGGACUGCACAAAACCUAUGCUUUCCACUAAAUCAGCCAGUUCCUCUGAAGAACUUAUCAACAAGCUUAAUUUCCUGGAUGAAGAGGACCGAGGCGUGACCGAUCCCAGCUCAGACCCGUUCCUAGAUCCCAGUAGGACAGAACUCAACCCUUUCGGAGACCCUGAAAUGGAAGAACCCAAUGUCAAGAUGGCGUCACCUUCAAAACAGGAAGAAUCAUACUAUGGUGAUGAUUAUGAUGAUGAUGAAUAUAACCCCUUUAAAGACGAGGAACAUGCUGAGUAUAUCAACCCUUUCGAUGAGCCAGACCCUGAACCUGAGACUUUAGUGCCUGUCAAGGAUUUCCCCCCCCAGCCUGCAAAAAGAAAAAAUAUACGUCCUGUGGACAUGAGCAAAUACCUCUAUGCUGACACAUCGAAAACAGACGACGAAGAAUUAGAUGAAUCAAACCCAUUUUAUGAACCAAAAUCAAGCUCUGCUUUAAAUCAUCAAGUUACUUCGCUGCAAGAAACAGAGAGGAGGAUGAAAAAAAAAGCGCCGGAACCACCGGUCCUCUCUCCAAAGACAGAAAUGGAAACAAGUGAAAACACGUCAGCUAUUUAUGCCGUGAAAGAGCUUUCCUCUUCUCCUAAGCCAAGCCCAAUACCAAGUCCCAUCUUCGGGAGAAAGCCAAACGCUAGUCAGUCGUUGCUUGCUUGGUGCAAGGAAGUUACAAAAAACUACAGGGGAGUGAAAAUCACAAAUUUCACUACGUCCUGGCGAAAUGGAUUAUCUUUCUGUGCAAUAUUACACCACUUUAGGCCUGAUGUGAUUGAUUACAAGUCCCUGAAUCCUCAAGAUAUUAAAGAGAACAACAAAAAGGCCUACGAUGGAUUUGCCAGUUUAGGAAUAUCCCGACUGCUCGAACCUUCUGACAUGGUUUUGUUAGCGAUCCCUGACAAACUGACUGUGAUGACCUAUCUGUAUCAAAUACGGGCACAUUUCAGUGGUCAAGAGCUGAACGUGGUUCAGAUCGAGGAGAACAGUAGCAAAAGCACGUACAAAGUGGGCAACUACGAAACGGACCCAAACAGUUCCGUCGACCAGGAAAAGUUCUACGCAGAACUGAAUGACUUGAAGCGUGAGCCAGAGGCACAGCAGCCUGAAGAGAGCUUGGGGGACUUUGUUCUUCAGGAGGAAUCGGUAUUUAUAAAUGACGACAGAGUUGGGGAGUCAGGAAGUGAUUGUCAGGCACCAGAGGUCUACCUUAGCCCCAGCAUGGCUCCCCCUUCCUCUCACAGGACUACAAGCGAUGUAGAUCAACAAAAAAACCGACAGAGCUUGGGAAGGACUUCUGGAUUUGCGGAAGCCGGGAAAAACAGUAUGGUACAAGCUCAGCAGCCUCUGCUGGGAAGGAAGAAGCUGCUAAAAGUGGACACUUUAGAUCUGAGUGAUUUGGCACAAGACAGCAGUCCGAAGACGGAUGCCUUUCCUUUGACUUUACACGAGGACGCUGACCCGCAAGGACGCCAGAAUUCAGAGAGUACCAUUAAUUCUGUACUAGAAAAACAGGGCCCUCCCAGCCUAAAAGAGGACAUAACAUCUAAUUCCAAAUCACAUUUGGAAAAAGCAAGCUUAGUCAUGGGAGAUAAACCUGGAUACACCUGCAGUAGGGAUGCAGACGUUGAUAAAAAGACCCAUGUGUCUCAGAGGAAAAACGAGACCGAUUCAGAACUUGAUACCAAAACAACUGUAAAUCAGAUUGAUCAGGCCUCAAAAACUGCACAGCAACGAAUGUUAUCAAGACAGGAAGAACUCAAAGAACGGGCUCGAGUCCUCCUGGAGCAAGCCAGAAGAGACGCAGCUCUCAAGGCGGGGAACAGGCAUCUCGCCAGCACCACCACCCCAGGCCGCUCGAAGCAACUGACCGACCAGCAAGAUGAAGAGCGGCGUCGGCAGCUGAGAGAGAGAGCCCGUCAGCUAAUAGCAGAAGCUCGAUCUGGAGUGAAGAUGUCAGAACUUCCUAGCUACAGUGAAAUGGCUGCAGAAAAGUUGAAAGAAAGGUCAAAGGCAUCUGGAGAUGAGGAUGGGAAUGAUAAUAUUGAGAUAGUUACUAACGAGGAGAUUCCUGAAUGCGCUAUUACCAGCGACGAAGAUCAACAUACUAACCUAGAAAAUGACCUUGAUUCCGAUGCUGAACAGAACAGCAAGUUGGUGGAUCUGAAGUUGAAGAAGCUCGUAGAAGCUCAGCCACAGGUGGCAAAUUCACUCCCUGGCACUGCUCCGAAGUCUGUUACCGAUAGCACGGAGCAAGAGUUUAAGAACGAGACGGAAGACCAUCGUGCUGAGCGAUUACAAAAAGUGACAGAACGUUUUAGAAAUCCUGUCGUGUUCUUCAAGGACUCCACAGUCAGGAAAACUCAGCUCCAGUCAUUCAGUCAAUAUGUUGAAAACAGGCCAGAGAUGAAAAGGCAGAGAUCAAUACAGGAAGAUACAAAGAGAGGAAAUGAGGAGAAGGCGGCGAUAACUGAAACUCAGAGGAAGCCAUCAGAAGAUGAAGUGCUUAAUAAAGGGUUCAAAGACACCAGUCAGUAUGUUGUGGGAGAAUUGGCAGCACUAGAGAAUGAGCAGAAGCAAAUUGACACCCGUGCCGCGCUGGUGGAGAAGCGCCUCCGCUAUCUCAUGGACACAGGGAGAAAUACUGAGGAGGAAGAAGCCAUGAUGCAAGAAUGGUUCAUGCUGGUCAACAAGAAAAAUGCCUUAAUAAGGAGAAUGAAUCAGCUCUCUCUGUUGGAGAAAGAACACGACCUAGAAAGGCGGUACGAACUGCUGAACCGAGAGUUAAGAGCAAUGCUUGCCAUUGAAGACUGGCAAAAGACCGAAGCCCAGAAAAGGCGAGAACAGCUUUUGCUAGACGAACUUGUUAUUCUCGUUAAUAAACGCGAUGCGCUGGUCAGAGACUUAGAUGCUCAAGAAAAACAGGCUGAAGAAGAAGAUGAACACUUGGAAAGGACUCUUGAGCAAAACAAAGGAAAGAUGGCCAAGAAAGAAGAGAAGUGUGUCCUUCAGUAACUGGCCUUCACAGGCAUGCUGUCGUGUUUUAUAA